AUGAAUGUGGAAGUAGCAGAUGCACGUAAGAGACGUUCACUGAUUUCUGACUUUGCGACUGCACCCGCACCACCUGUCUUCGCAGCACCGAUUCGGUCGAAUUCAUCAGUUGGUGAUGUGGUUUUGGAGGCGCAACGAAUGAAUCCAAUGCGAGAGUUGAUUUCAUCGGCGAGUGAAGAGAGUAUUGAGAAGAAGAAAAACUCAAUAACGGAUCGAUUGGAGGUGGUCGAAAAAGAGAAGAAACAUUUAGACAUACAACUGACGAACAUUCAGCGCAAAAAGGAGCAACACGACAGUGAACUGGCAAAAUUGUCGAAAUUGGGUGAUGAAAAGGAAGCCGAGCAAGACAGCGAAGAGUUUGCUGACGAAAGUACAAUGAGUUUGGUGGAGAGGAUCUAUGCUGAGAAUCGUAAAAAAGCCGCCGAAUCGCAUGCGAAUGCGAAAAAUACACCUGGUUUACCUCCAUUAUUAGCCGGAAGUGUGCCAUUGUAUCAACAUCCAUCGGAUUGUCCGUUGGUGCAAGAAACAAUGGAACGAUACAAAAAAGUGAAACCUUUAUUGGUGGAAAUGUUAAUUGAAAAAGGCAAAAAAGAGGCAUUCGCGCAAAAGUAUCAAACUGAAAAAUAUAAUGUGAUGUAUGCGGAAUGGUUAGCAAAAGACGAGCGAUAUUGUAAAAGUCAGAAGAAGAUGGCUCGAGAUGAGAAACAUCGUGAAAUAUUCGAGAGGACAUUUCCCGAGCUGAAGAAAGCACGUGAAGAGCGUGAACGUAACAGUCGAAACAACGGUAACGGUGACGGAAAUGGGACGAGAAAAACUGAAGCUGAGGAGGAAGAUGAGAAGAAACGACGUGCGGCAGCCGCACUUCCACCGAUGAUGUUGAGUGCUCGUGAUCGGCGCGGUGUGUUCUACAUCGAUUUGAACGGCGUCGUACGGAAUCCACUCGAAGCACACAAUAAUUUUGUGGAGAAUUUCCUUUCAACUUGGUCCGAAGAUGAGAAAUUGAUGUUUAAAGAGCAAAUCGUUGCGUACGGAAAGAAUUUCGCUGCCAUUGCGGAAUUUUUGGAUCGGAAAACUGUGAAAGAUUGUGUCUUGUAUUAUUAUUUGUCAAAGAAACGUCAGAACUAUAAAGCGCUGAUGGGCAAACGUCGUCGUAAACCAGCCAAAUACUACAAACCACCGGUUAUGCCGAAAGCCGAAGAAGUGCUGAUGCGUGCUCCACAGGAUGCGGGCAGUGUGCCGUUGAAUGGGCCAAAAGAAUACGAAUGUUGUGUGUGUAAUUGCAAAAUUGAUAAUGAAACCAAUCCGGGUCGUGUGCUCACGCGUGCUUCAUACGAAGCACACGGCGUGGACGCGAAUCAAGCGAAUCCAUCGGAUGUUCGAAUCUGUCAAAAGUGUCGAAUGAAAGCAGUGAAAUCAAAAAAUGCAACUCGUUGUCAAGUGGGCACUUGUCAUAACGCUAGACGAAAGGUGAAACCGACAAGACCGAUGCCACCAAAAUGGAAGUCAAUGAACACCGAGCAACGAGAGUUUCUCAUGCACCAUAUGCUCAUUCCUGACGGCGUGAUGAAAUGCUGUCCAGCAUGCCACAAGAAAAUCACUAAAAAACUUGAUAUGGUAAGUAUGAUUGGUUCGUUUGAGUGUUUAAUGUGGUGUUGA
Anisakis simplex (herring worm) is the source of this 1656-nucleotide messenger RNA. Lineage: Eukaryota; Metazoa; Nematoda; Chromadorea; Rhabditida; Anisakidae. The record is from the annotation of a GenBank genome assembly.